AUGAUAACAGAACAAAAAUAUGUAUAUGACCAAAUUCUUCAAGCUGUCAAUUCAGAUUGCGGUAAAAUUUUCUUCUUAUAUCGGUAUGGAGGUACAGAAAAGACUUUCUUUUGGAAUACUAUCUCAACUGCUCUUAGAUCAAAGGGUCAAAUUGUCUUAACAGUUGCUUCAAGUGGAAUAGCUUCACUCUUGCUACCUGGAGAAAGAACAGCUCAUUCCAGGUUAUCAAUGCACAUUUCAGAAUUUUCGGCAACUAUUAAAUCUCCCGGACUUCCAAAUCAUGAGCUUUGCUUUAGGCAAGGUUGUCCUGUCAUGCUUAUUAGAAAUAUUGAUCAUUCAGAAGGCCUUUGUAAUAGUACUAGAUUAGUUAUCACAUGGUUUGGCAACAAAGUGAUCGAAGCAGAAGUCUUAUCAGGAUCUAACAUUAGUGAAAAGCCAGUAUUCACACCUGGCCAACUAUAUGUUGCAGUUUCAAGAGUUACUAACAAAUAUAGACUGAAGAUUGUUAUUUCUCAUGACAAUUCAAAUAAUUACACUGAAAUCAACAAUGUCGUUUAUCAUAAAGUUUUCAGAAAUAUUUGA
This is a messenger RNA of Arachis duranensis, 582 nucleotides long. RefSeq lists its product as uncharacterized. Gene Ontology annotation, molecular function: DNA helicase activity. The coding region runs from base 1 to 582 and encodes 193 amino acids. Lineage: Eukaryota; Viridiplantae; Streptophyta; Magnoliopsida; Fabales; Fabaceae. Gene Ontology annotation, biological process: telomere maintenance; DNA repair. The transcript has 3 exons. The record is from RefSeq and is a predicted model, not a curated record.